AUGGCCCCCCUCCGCACCUACACAGACCGCCCCGUCGUCCUCCUCACAAACGACGACGGCCCUCCCUGCGCCUCGUCCCCGAAUAUCUUCUCCUUCUGCAAACUGCUGCAGUCCAAGCUGGGCUGGGAUGUGCGCGUUGUGAUCCCUGACUGUCAAAAAUCAUGGGUUGGCAAGGCGUAUGCCAUCAGCGAUGUCAUCGCAGCGAGUUACUUCUAUCCACUAGAGCCCGAUGGUCUCCAUGGAGACAUUACCACCGAACGUCGCCCAUUAAAGGAAGGGGAGACGAUGGAAUGGGUGCUACUUUCUGGAACCCCGGCAACGUGCGCCAACGUUGCGUUGCACAACAUCUACCCUGGAGAGAUCGACCUCGUGGUUUCUGGGCCUAAUCACGGACGAAACUCCUCAACUGCUUUUGCCUUAUCUUCCGGUACCCUUGGUGCAGCCCUCGCUGCUUCCCUGUCCAUCCCCAUCCCGGGCCCGUCCUCCCGCCCUUCCCUUCACGAGACGCACAUUCCAUCUAUCGCCGUCUCAUACGGCGUCGUCACUCGCCCCGUCUCUCCACGCCUCCUUGAAUUAGCCACCGAGACUGCCGUGAACGUCUGUCAAAGGCUCUUCAACAGCUGGGGAGAGGACGAUGGCCCAGGGGGAAAGGGGCUGGUACCAAUCUACAGCGUGAACGUGCCGCUGGUAGAGGCCAACCUGGAAGAAGGUGCCAGAAAAGUGUGUUUCACGGAUAUGUGGAGGAAUGCCUAUGGCGGACUGUUCAAAGUCACCCAACUCGAGCCCUCUCUCAUAUGGUGGCCCAAAGAGUCCAAGCCUAAGCCUGGACCGCAGACCAAGCUCGUGUCUGCUGCAGCUUCUACAGCUUCUCUUCAGACCGUGCAGAGCGAUCGCAAAUGUCAAGGUCAACCACAAGCAUCAGGUUCUGAUAAUCAUCUUAGAUCAAAGGUCUCCUUUGACCCUGGGGACCACGCUGCUUCUUGGGAUCAGAGGAGCACAACCAAUCAGCCACAGAAUGUCGAGGCUCCUCUGCAUUCCAAAUCGUCAGCCGCCGGGCCGAACGCUUUACCCACAUCAACAAACUCUCCGAAAACCUCAGCAGCAGACGACAAGCAGCUCAAAUUCCACUUUGCGCCAAACAUGAAGCCGCUAUUGUUCCCAGACGAGAAGGAUGUACCGGAAGGCACGGAUGCAUGGGCGUUCGCAAAGGGCUGGACCAGUGUGACUCCCAUGAGAGCAGAAUAUGCUUGCGUGGCGCAUGGUAAUUUCCAAUAUGGCAAAUUGUGGGAGUAG
Cryptococcus wingfieldii CBS 7118 is the source of this 1293-nucleotide messenger RNA. Its product is annotated as 5'/3'-nucleotidase SurE. Bases 1 to 1293 code for a protein of 430 amino acids. The record is from RefSeq and is a predicted model, not a curated record. The transcript has 7 exons. NCBI's taxonomy places the organism in Eukaryota, Fungi, Basidiomycota, Tremellomycetes, Tremellales, Cryptococcaceae. Gene Ontology annotation, cellular component: P-body. Gene Ontology annotation, molecular function: hydrolase activity.